GACGGUGGACGAUCCGCCGCCGAGGCCAGAUGCGUACUCGUACGGAGUGAGGACAAACCAUGGGCCUGACUCGACCGCGGCUCUGAUGAAGCUGCCGUACAAGUCGGAGCUCCUGGCGGAGGCCGAGGAGAUCUACGAGGAGGCCACCUUCAAGGGGAGGGUGUACCGGCGGCUGGGUGCAGCGCCGGCAACGUCGCGUGGCGCAAAGCUUCCGCAAGCUGUCCGCAAUCCAGAGUACCGCUUCGGCAUUGCCUCGGACUCGUCGAUGUCGGCCAAGGAGCUCAUCCAGCCAUCUGACGGCGAGAACGUCGAGGAGACCGAUCCACGCAUUGUGGAGAUGUACAAAAAGUCGCACCGGGCAUACGCGCCUGGCGAGCAAGUCCGCACUGGGCUCUCGAUGCGCAACAUCGAUCCUGCCACCCACCGGUUCGGGGCGCGGGCGGAGCGCUCGUACAACGAGGGCGGCGUCGCCGGCGUCCUCACCUGGACCAACGACGUGGAAGGUGGCGACCACACGGCGGUGCUUGUGCCCAAGCACAUGGCCGAGCUCCACGCCAAGACCCAGCCACGGGUCGGCGUUUCGCGCUCGCGGGCGCUGCUGGCCACCGGCGAGGUGCCGGACAAGGCCUUUGGCACCGUCUCGCGGACCGACUCGAUCGGAGCCGGCGAGCUCAUCCACAACUCGCUGCCUUCAGAGCUGCUCGCCGAGGAUCCGUCGCUGGGCAGGCCAGAGGUGCCCAAGGGCCGUCCGCGGGGCACUGGCCGCGUUGACCGCGACCGCGUCUACGGCGUGCCGUCCAUCCGGUCCGACGUCCCACCUCCGGGCGUCCGCAAGCUCGACGACCGUCAGAAUUACGGCGACGAGAAGGGCGCGUGGGAGCUGCUCAACCCUUCGCCAUACCACACCAUCGGUGUCACCGAGGACGACUUUCUUACUCCGCUACCCAAGGCCGAGCUCCGCGACAUUGUCUCUGGUGCCGGCAUCGACCUCACGCCGGCAGUCUUUGACUCGGUCCACACCGCUGCUGCUGCUCUUGAUCCCAAUGGUCUUGUCUCCAUCGAGACCUUCCGCAAUGUUCUCGAUGAGUUCCGUGCCCGCGGCAUGGCCUAA
Molecule: messenger RNA, 1111 nt
Organism: Thecamonas trahens ATCC 50062
Lineage: Eukaryota; Apusomonadida; Apusomonadidae
Product: flagellar associated protein
Exons: 1
Coding region: 86-1111 (341 amino acids)
Source: RefSeq, a predicted model, not a curated record